AUGGGUCAUAUGCUAUCUGUAAUGUGUGUGUGUUGUAGCUAUGAGAAGAUACAGAAGGAGAACUGCCAGUCAUAUUUCAGUGCCGUGGGCAGAGCAGAUUUCUCCGUUCUUUCCCACAGCCUUGACAAAAAGACCAUCCUGUUCAAUGAUGCAAAGGACUGCCUGGGUAUAUCUGGUGUGAGCCUGACCAGUUAUCAGGUGGAGGUUCUGGGGAAUAUGGCCUGCACACUGGACUCCUCCUACAUCCAGAACUCUCACCCUCUCAUGUUGGAGAAACUGAAGAACUGUGGAGAUCUUUCUGAUUCUCAGAUCACUGCUGUACAGUCUUUGCUCCUCAGUGGGAACACCGCUUAUGGUAAUCCCUCAACGUGGAAUGAGCAGACCGUGGAGCAAAUCGGCAUCCUGGCUGUCUAUUUCAAAUCAGACCUCUGCAACGCACUUAGCUUUAAUGUAAGGAGGAAGUUCUUUUCAGUCCUGAGGAAGCAGAAGAUCCCGAUGAAGAAGCUAAGGACAUUCUUUACAGAAUGCAACUCAGAAAGUGCUACAGUGAGCAACAUCACAGCGGUGACAAUUGCAGAUGCGUCGUUUCCUUUCGGCUUUAACUCCACCCAGUUUGAUCUGUAUCUGGACAUCGCUGUCCUGCAGAACAACCUGGCAGCCAUCACUGAGAAAGUGGUGGACACCAGCCUCCAGACCGUCAUUCUGAACAAGUUAAACCAGAUUUACCCAUCAGGCCUUACUGAUGGUGUGCUGCAGCUACUGGGAUCCGCUUCUCGUGUGGCCACUAUUGAUGACAUUAGCAAGUGGAACAUUACCAUAAUUGACACACUGUCUUCUUUGAUAGACUCAAAUGAUGGACUCUGGGAACCAGAAAAGAGUAAAGCGGUUAUUAUGAGGUAUCUGAGCAUGGGGAAUCGCUCUCUGGGAAGUGCUGAAAUAAAUGCAGUUGGUUCCAACAUCUGUACUUUAAACAUCAGUGUACUGGAAAAUAUCAAUGCUGAGAGCCUAAAGGAGGUCCUGUUUCCAGAUCUUUCCUCAUGUACCAUUGAACAGAAAUCCGCUCUGUACAUCACAGCCAACACUUCAUUCAGCAAUCAGCGCAGCAAUGCCAAAACAUACUACCAAAUUAUGAGACCUUACCUGGGUGGAGCUCCUGUGGAGGAUAUACAAGCUCUUUCUACCCAGAACAUCAGUAUGGACAUCACCAUAUUCAUUAGUCUGGACCCUGCUGUUCUCAAGAUCUUGAAUGUGAGCACAGUGAGGGAUCUAAUGGGGGUAAACAUAGCUGAUCUGAAGCUGUUUGAGAACUCCUCAGUGGUUCAGUCCUGGGUGUCACGACAGAACCAAUCUGAUCUGAACACACUGAAUCUUGGCAUCAUCAACCACAACCCUUGUUAUGGUGUAGACAGUCACCCACUUGAUAGCGAGUUCGCAUCUGGAAAUGUUUCUGCAGUACUGUGUAACUUCAGCAUUCCUGCCUAUGCCUGUUCAUCAGUUGUUGUUCUAUCCUCUGAUGAUCUGGCCACACUGCUCACAUGCAAACUGCCAAGCAGCCUGAACUACUCUAAAGGCGCUUGGAAGCUUUUCUUCCAGAAUUUUCCUGGACCUUUGGAUGAUGUACUGGACAGGUUUUCAAACAUGACCCACAGCAGCAUUCGGCCUGACCCAAAUAUACUUGAUGCCAUCUGGGAGGUGAUAAUCAAGGACUUCACUGCAGCACAGCUGAUGAAUGCCACUUUCAUCACUGAGUGGUUCCAGAUGAGGCUCAGACCAUUUUUGUCAUCAGUGUCCACAGACUUUCUGUCCAGCCUCAGUUCCAAAAGCUUCAGCUGUGAGAGCUACCAGGCUGUGGUGGAAGCUCUUAGCAGUCAGGAAUCACUCAUGAAAGAGGAACAGAAGCAGUUGGUCUUUACUUCAUUCAUCUUUCCCUUCCUGUCAAGAGUUGACCUCCCAGACCCUGGCUGUCGUUCCAACACUUCUGGCAGCAAUAAGUGGCUUGAAAAGAACCUUGGCAAUUUCUCCAAUUAUGCCCCCUUGGAAAAGCUCAAAAUUCUAAAUGCAAAUUUCUCCAGCGUUGCAGUGUUAGGCUUACUGUCCAGUGAGCAGAAGGCACAGUUCAUCUUGCAGCCGGAUUCAGGAGUGUUGGGAAAUGACUCUGUGUUUAGAGAGGUGUUUAGCAGUGCGAUCACAUCUUUAGAUCGGAAUCAACUUGGCAGCUUCUUGACAGUCUUCCACCAGACUGCAAUACAAGUGAGGAUCUCUGUAGUCUACAAACCAGGGCACAUUUCUUUUCGCAAUAAGACACGUUUAUUCUAUGCAUACUAAUUGAUGGAGUCCGAGUGUGUCCAGACUGUUAAUCCGUGCUGCUGUGUGUUUGCAGAUGAACAUGACUAGCAUUCCUUCAGCAAUAUCAGACACCAUUCUGAACAUGACACUCUUGGAUCUGGUGCCUCACUUCCAA
Molecule: messenger RNA, 2461 nt
Organism: Pangasianodon hypophthalmus (striped catfish)
Lineage: Eukaryota; Metazoa; Chordata; Actinopteri; Siluriformes; Pangasiidae
Product: mesothelin-like protein
Exons: 16
Coding region: 1-2325 (774 amino acids)
Biological process (GO): cell-matrix adhesion
Cellular component (GO): cell surface
Source: RefSeq, a predicted model, not a curated record